AAACACCCCUCGUCUACUCCUUUGUUUGACAGGGCGGAGUCAGGCGGUGCAGAGGUGUUUCGGUGGGAGUCCACAGAUUCACGGGGGCUUGAACCUGCUGCCAACGAGGAAGCGCCACGGAAAACAGCAGGAAUAUCCAGCUUUUCUGUGCUUAUUGGCCCUCGUUUUCCCCCAGUCGUUUGUCUUGGUCUCUAAGGUAAACAGGUCAAAAUGUCGACGAUGGAUCUGGAGAAGCUGAAGAUGAUGGGGGCUGGUCGGGCCAUGGCAGUGCUGACUAGCGGUGGAGAUGCACAAGGGAUGAACGCCGCGGUCCGGGCUGUGACCAGAAUGGGCAUUUAUGUGGGGGCCAAAGUGUAUCUCAUCUACGAGGGAUACCAAGGCCUGGUUGAUGGGGGCGAUAACAUCAAAUUAGCACACUGGCAUAGCGUGACCAACAUCAUCCAGCUGGGUGGGACCAUUAUAGGUAGCGCCCGCUGUAAGGCCUUCACAACCCGCGAGGGACGGCUCGCCGCUGCCUUUAACCUCGUGAAGAAAGGCAUCACCAACCUGUGCGUGUGCGGAGGCGACGGCAGCCUCACCGGAGCCAACAUCUUCCGCAACGAGUGGCGCGGUCUGCUGGAUGAGCUUGUGAAGAAAGGAAGGAUAACGGACGUCUUGGCAGAGAAGCACAACCACCUGAACAUCGUGGGGCUGGUGGGCUCCAUAGACAACGACUUCUGCGGCACCGACAUGACCAUUGGGGCCGACUCUGCGCUGCAUCGCAUUAUGGAGAUAAUCGAUGCGAUCAUGACCACCGCUAAUAGCCACCAGCGCACUUUUGUUCUUGAAGUCAUGGGCCGACACUGUGGGUAUCUGGCGUUGGUGUCGGCAUUGGCUUCUGGAGCAGACUGGCUCUUCAUACCUGAGUCUCCUCCCCUGGAGGGCUGGGAGGACAGGAUGUGUGCUCGACUAGAGCGGAGCCGCACAAAGGGGUCAAGACUCAACAUUGUAAUACUUGCAGAGGGAGCCACUGACGUAAAUGGAAAGCCCAUCUCUUCAAGCUACAUCAAAGAUCUGGUCACAAAGAGGAUGGGUUAUGACACCAGAGUAACUGUACUCGGCCACGUCCAGCGAGGAGGAACUCCUUCAGCUUUUGACAGGAUACUGAGCAGUAAACUGGGGGUAGAAGCUGUUAUUGCCCUGAUGGAGGCCACUCCUGAUACCCCGGCCUGUGUCAUUGGCCUGUCAGGAAACCACGCGGUCCGUCUGCCUCUGAUGGAGUGUGUGGAGAUGACUAAGCUGGUGCAGAAGGCCAUGAAUGAAAAGAGGUUUGAUGAGGCGGUUAAACUGCGUGGAGGGAGUUUUGAAAACAACUGGAACAUCUACAAGCUCCUUGCCUUCCAGAAGCCGGCUCUGUCUGAGAGCAACUUCUCUCUGGCCGUCUUGAAUGUCGGCGCUCCGGCUGCAGGGAUGAAUGCGGCAGUGAGGUCUGCCGUGAGGUUGGCACUCGCUCACGGACACAAGGUCUACGGCGUCCACGACGGCUUUCAAGGGCUCGCCAAUGGAGAGAUUUUUGAGAUGAAAUGGCGCAAUGUGGCUGGAUGGACCGGCCAGGGGGGCUCACUGCUGGGAACCAAACGGACCCUGCCUGAGACCGACAUGGAGAAAAUUGUGGAGAACAUCGCUAAGUUCAACAUCUCCGCCCUGCUUGUAAUCGGAGGCUUCGAGGGGUUUGAAGGUGUGCAGCAACUGUACGACGCCCGCAGCCAUUACGAUGAGCUCUGCAUCCCCAUGUGUGUUGUCCCUGCUACCAUCAGCAACAACGUCCCCGGGACCGAUUUCAGCCUGGGGGCGGACACCGCCGUCAAUGCAGCCAUGGAGGGAUGUGAUAAAAUCAAGCAGUCUGCCUCUGGGACCAAGCGGCGUGUUUUUGUGGUGGAAACAAUGGGGGGAUACUGCGGUUAUCUGGCAACCUCUACUGGCAUAGCUGUCGGUGCUGAUGCUGCCUACAUAUUUGAAGAGCAAUUUAACAUCCAUGACCUCAAGGCCAAUGUGGAGCAUUUAGCUGAGAAGAUGAAGAAGGACAUCCAGCGCGGUCUGGUAUUGAGGAACGAGAAAUGCCAUGAAAACUAUUCUACAGAUUUCAUUUAUCGGCUGUAUUCAGCAGAGGGGAAGGGUGUCUUUGACUGCAGGAUCAAUGUGUUGGGACACCUGCAGCAGGGAGGGUCACCAUCUCCCUUUGAUAGAAACUUUGGCACCAAGUUGGGUGUCAAGGCUGUCCAGUGGAUCACAGAGAGGUUGACUGAGUGCUUCAGACAAGGCCGAGUGUUUGCCAACUCACCAGAGACUGCGUGUGUGCUCGGCAUCAACAGGAAGAUUGCUUCUUUCAUCCCUGUGACUGAGCUAAAGGCUUUGACGGAUUUUGAGCACAGGAUGCCCAAUGUGCAGUGGUGGGCCAAUCUGCGGCCGCUGUUAAAAAUGCUGGCCAGGUACCAAACCAACUUCUGCGAAUAUGUCCCCGGAGAGAUCGAGCACGUGACUCGACGCUCCAUCAGCAUCGACGCUGGAUACUGAGCCUCCUUCAGAAAACAACAUUUGCAUCCAUUUCCCUCCCUUAUCUGUCCAUCCCUCAUUUUUGAGAUGACACUGAGGAAGAUUCCAUAUAUUAUAUUUAAAAAGUGUGCUCUCUUAGCUCCCUUGCACUCAAUUUUUCCUGCUUGCAUGUAGAUGAUUCUUUUUGGUGCUCAAACCUGCUGAUCUGAAACCACAUCUCUCAAUCCCAGCUUCUCUGCUUUUACACGAGAGUAUUGCUGUCAAACUUUCUAUAUGUUCAGAGUUAAUAUUGUGUACAAAGUUUACAGCCCCCUACAUUUAUAUACUGUGGAAAACAACACAACAGAAACAUUCCAGCUUUGGUUUCUCUUGAAUCAAAACACGCUGCUCUGGAGAGUAGAUGGGAUCAUCCCAUCGUCUGAUGUGUUGCUGGAUUAAAGGCCUAACAAGUGCAAUUCAAGUAUACAUCAAAAGUAUCACUUCAGGGAAAAUAUUUCUUUCUUUAAAGGUGCAUAUUAUUCUAUACUCAAAAGUGCUGCUAUAAACAGACAACCAGCUGUGCCAUAAAACAAAGAUUAUACUUUACAUAAUAAAUAUACUGCAACAGAUGAAUGUAGGGGUUGGGUUAUCUUUAGAAAUCAUGUUGAACAAAAAGAAAAAAAACCUGAUGCAAAGCCUGACAUGAGAUCAGAAGCCUUUUUGUUUCCAAAGAUGGUUCCUGGUUGAUAUUUCAAUAUCUUUAAAUAAGAUCUAUUAUGGUGAGAGCACUGUUUGAGUAUUUGUUUGUCAUGUGAUUGUGUGACUCAAGGGACCAGUAAGACAUUUUGGUUUUUAUUCAUUGUAUGCUGAACACAACGCUUCUGCAGAAUGCCAAAUCAUCAAUGACGGUUUACAAUGUAAGAAAUGUUAACUACUGUACUAACGAGAGAGAAAUCUAGAACAUUUAUGAACAAAUCUAAUGCCUGGAGUUAAUAUUUGUAUCUUCAAUAAAUGGUAUUCAACUGUGA
Molecule: messenger RNA, 3539 nt
Organism: Oryzias latipes (Japanese medaka)
Lineage: Eukaryota; Metazoa; Chordata; Actinopteri; Beloniformes; Adrianichthyidae
Gene: pfkla
Product: phosphofructokinase, liver a
Biological process (GO): fructose 1,6-bisphosphate metabolic process; canonical glycolysis; fructose 6-phosphate metabolic process
Cellular component (GO): 6-phosphofructokinase complex; cytoplasm; membrane
Molecular function (GO): fructose-6-phosphate binding; identical protein binding; AMP binding
Source: RefSeq, a predicted model, not a curated record